CCAAAAAAAAUGUGUCUUUAAAAGAAAAACCCAAACCCAAACCCAAACCCUUUGGCUCUUCUUUCUUCUGCUUUCUCUUCCAACCAAAACCGCCGCAGCAACCACCGUCACUCUCUACUUCCCAACACCACCAUCUUCUUCUUCCUCUCUCUACUUUCUCUCUCCUCACUCUCCUUUCUCUCUCCUCAACAAUGAGUAGCUGGAAAACCUUAAUCCUCCGAAUCGGCGAAAAAUGCCCAGAAUACGGCGGAACCCUAGAUUUCAAAGAACACAUCGAUUCUUGUUACGGCAUUCUCUGGCGUGAAUUAGACCAACAAGAAGACCAACAAAUUCUGUAUUACCUUCUUCAAUGCGCCGAACAAUUACCCCACAAAUCCCCCUUUUACGCUACUUUAAUCGGGUUGUUAAACCUAGAGAAGGAAGAACUCGGCAAAUUGGUUGUUGAUACUACACGUUCCAACUUACAAGAAGCAAUUCAAUCUGAGAAUUGUGAUAGGAUUCGUGUUUUGCUGCGAUUUAUCACUGUUUUGAUGUGUAGUAAGGUUCUUCAGCCGGGUGCUUUGGUGGUUGUGUUUGAGACGCUGCUUUCAUCGGCCGCUACGAUUGUCGAUGAGGAGAAAGGAAACCCGGCUUGGCAAGCGCGUGCCGAUUUCUAUAUUAGCUGUAUAUUGUCUUGUCUUCCGUGGGGAGGGGCUGAGUUGAUGGAGCAAGUUCCGGAGGAGAUUGAUCGUGUUUUGGUUGGGAUUCAAGCUUAUUUGAGUAUUAGGAGACAUGUUACGGAUGCCGGGUUUUCGAUUUUUGUGGAUAAUAGCAAAGAUCAGAGAGCAAAUGAUAAGGAUUUUUUGGAAGAUUUAUGGAGUCGAAUCCAAGAUGCAUCCAACAAUGGGUGGAAACUUGAAAGUAUUCCACGGCCCUACCUCUCUUUUGAAGCGCAGCUUGUAGCUGGAAAGUCUCAUGAUUUCGGUCCCAUUAAUUGCCCUGAGCAGCCAAGAUUGCCGGCUGCUGCUUCCAGUGUCAGCUAUGGUAGACAGAAGCAUGAUGCUGAUCUAAAAUACCCGCAAAGAAUUCGCAAGCUGAAUAUAUUCCCUCAAAAUAAACUGGAGGAUUUGGCACCUAUAGAUCAGUUCAUUAUGGAAGAGUAUCUGUUAGACAUUUUACUGUUCUUGAAUGGUUGUCGGAAGGAAUGUGCUGCUUAUAUGGCUGGCCUUCCUGUACCCUUUCGUUAUGAGUACCUCAUGGCAGAGACUGUCUUCUCACAGCUCCUUUUACUUCCUCAACCACGAUUUAAACCAAUAUAUUAUGCUCUGGUUAUCAUGGAUCUUUGUAAGGCUCUGCCUGGAGCAUUCCCUGCAGUUGUAGCUGGUGCAGUACGUGCUCUUUUUGAUAAGAUUGCUGAACUGGAUAUGGAAUGCCGAACACGACUCAUUCUUUGGUUUUCACAUCAUCUAUCUAAUUUUCAAUUCAUUUGGCCUUGGGAAGAAUGGGCCUAUGUCUUGGAGCUUCCAAAGUGGGCUCCCCAACGUGUAUUCGUUCAGGAGGUUCUGGAAAGAGAAGUUCGAUUGUCUUACUUGGAGAAAAUAAAGCAAAGUAUUGAAAAUGCCCCUGGCCUAGAAGAGUUGCUUCCUCCAAAGGGUGGUCCAAACUUCAGAUUCAAUGCUGAAAAUGGCAGAAACAAACCUGAGUGGCUUGCAUUAUCUGAAGACCUCAAUGGCAUGGUUAGAGGUAGGCAAACUGCAAGGGAAAUCAUAUCAUGGAUAGAUGAAAAUGUGGUUCCUGUACAUGGAUUGGAAGUCACUCUUCAAGUAGUAAUUCAAACUUUAUUGAAUAUUGGAUCAAAGAGUUUUACUCACUUAAUGACUGUCUUGGAGCGUUAUGGCCAAGUCAUUGCUAAGGUAUGCCCAGAUGAGGACAGGCAAGUAAUGCUAAUUAGUGAAGUGAGUACCUUCUGGAAGAAUAGCACUCAGAUGAAUGCCAUAGCCAUCGAUCGUAUGAUGGGUUAUCGUCUGAUUUCCAAUUUAGCUAUUGUGAGAUGGGUCUUCUCUCCUGAGAAUGUGGAUCAGUUCCAUACAUCAGAUCGGCACUGGGAGAUUCUCAGAAAUGCUGUAAGUAAAACCUACAAUCGUAUUUGUGACCUAAGAAAACAGAUCUUCUCACUGAAGAAGCGUCUUCAAUCAGCAGAAGAAGCUACUGCAAAUGCUAAAGCAGAAGUAGAGGCAGCUGAGUCAAAACUCACACUUAUGAAUGGGGAACCUGUUGUUGGUGACAAUCCUAUCAAGUUGAAACGCCUAAUAAAUUCUUCUGAGAAGGCAAAAGAAGAAGAGGUGUCUUUACGUGAAUCCUUGGAAGCAAAAGAAGCUCUGCUCUUUCGUGCCCUUGGUGAAAAUGAGGCCUUGUUCCUCUCCUUGUAUAAGAACUUCUCUGUUGUCUUGCUUGAUCGCCUUCCUGAGGACUCUCCAAUCGGAGCAUCUCGCCUGCUCUCUAGUCAGACUGACUUGAUGACUCUGGAUUCUGAUGAGCCUGCAGGAAUGGAUGUAGACCAAGAGAAAGGAUUAAACAGUGUGUCUAAUGGGGAUAAAGGAAGUGCUGCUUACAAUCUAAGUGAAACAGACCAAUGGGGUUUAUCAACACUGGGAUAUGUCAAGGCAAUCACCAGACAAUAUGCUUCUGAGAUCUGGCCACACGUUGAGAAGAUAGACGAAGAGAUUCUGAGAGGAAAUGUGCACCCUCUUUUCAGGAAAGCAGUUUAUUGUGGUCUAGGCCGAAUAACUGAUGAACAAUGAUUGUGGUAUUUACGUAUCAGGAAAACAGUUUAUUAGGGUCUAGAUAGGUUAACUGAUGAGCAUUGUUCACAAUUCGCAAGUUAUGUAUGGAAAGCAUUUUAGUUGUAAAUUAGGAAUAUUUAAAGUUUUUACCUCAUAAUUGUUGUCUUGAUUUUGUUCCAGAAUUAUGUGAUUGUAUCUUGUUUGAUCUUACUGUAGUUUUAAAAUUUAUUCUUGCU
Molecule: messenger RNA, 2998 nt
Organism: Chenopodium quinoa (quinoa)
Lineage: Eukaryota; Viridiplantae; Streptophyta; Magnoliopsida; Caryophyllales; Amaranthaceae
Product: nuclear cap-binding protein subunit 1-like
Exons: 2
Coding region: 192-2780 (862 amino acids)
Biological process (GO): mRNA export from nucleus; nuclear-transcribed mRNA catabolic process, nonsense-mediated decay
Cellular component (GO): nucleus; nuclear cap binding complex
Molecular function (GO): protein binding; mRNA binding; RNA cap binding
Source: RefSeq, a predicted model, not a curated record